Molecule: messenger RNA, 1441 nt
Organism: Achroia grisella
Lineage: Eukaryota; Metazoa; Arthropoda; Insecta; Lepidoptera; Pyralidae
Product: protein Wnt-5b-like
Exons: 8
Coding region: 206-1345 (379 amino acids)
Biological process (GO): multicellular organism development; neuron differentiation; cell fate commitment
Cellular component (GO): extracellular region
Molecular function (GO): frizzled binding; cytokine activity
Source: RefSeq, a predicted model, not a curated record
CGGCGGAGCUUACACGCCUUAACUUAACUCUAACUUAGACGCGUAUCGGAACAAAUCUAAAUAAUCGACUUUUUAAGUGAAUAUUAUCGACAACUAGUGAUGUAAAUCUGUAAAUCAUUAUUAGAUAAUAUCAUGUAGCAAUGAUCUAGUAUUUAUAGACAAUAGUAUUCAAAAAGAAACAAUAAUGUGACAGUCGACAUUUUGGAUGCACGUCGUUUACAAGAUGGCGUCGAGUUCAGUAUUCAGAUUUCUGAUUCUACUCGCGGUACUCAUGUGGGUUGUCGCCGCUGAAGACGUGAGGAAAAGGCGGGAACCAUGGACUAAUGGGAGUUGGUUCACAAUGGGCCUUUUAGAGUUCGAGAAAUGGUCUAACCAAACCGACCUAUUCUCAGACAAGUCACGGAUGUGUUCUCGAAUCCGUGGUUUAACGCCUGGACAACGGCGAGUUUGCCGCAGACAUAAGGAUCACAUGCCAGCUGUCGGGAUCGGUGUGAAGAAUGGGAUAACCGAAUGUCAGCACCAAUUUAAGGACAGACGAUGGAACUGUACCGUCACCACAGAUGAUACUGUGUUUGGCCCACUGACAUUUAUUGCAUCCAGAGAGACGGCGUUCACGCAUGCCAUCACAGCUGCUGGUGUCUCGCUCUCAGUAUCUCGAGCAUGCAGAGAUGGUAGACUGUCCAACUGUGGCUGCAGCCGGGCAGCUCGUCCCAGGAACUUGCACACCGAUUGGGUGUGGGCCGGAUGUGGGGACAACUUGGAGUAUGGGUACAAGUUCACUGAAGGGUUUGUCGACAUUCGAGAGAGGGAGCGGAAGGUCAAACGCGGCAGUCGAGAACAGGGUCGGCAGCUGAUGAACCGGCAUAACAAUGAAGCCGGCAGACGGGCUGUCAUAAAGAAGUCGAGGGUUACUUGCAAAUGUCACGGCGUGUCCGGAUCUUGCAGUCUAAUCACGUGCUGGCAACAACUGGCAUCGCUACGGGAAAUCGGCGACUACCUAAGAGAUAAAUAUGACGGCGCGACCGAGGUGAAGGUGUCCCGGCGAGGGAAACUUCGACUCAGCAACCCUCACUACAGCCUGCCCACAGCACAAGAUCUCGUCUAUUUAGAAGACUCACCGAAUUACUGCGUCAAGAACUCUUCCUUAGGAUCUUUGGGAACAACUGGGCGUCAGUGUAACAGGACAUCAGCGGGCAUAGACGGGUGCGCGCUACUCUGUUGCGGCCGAGGGUACAACACCAAGAGGAUUACCACCAAAGAACGGUGCAGCUGCAAAUUCCACUGGUGCUGUCGCGUGGAAUGCAAAACUUGUGUGAAGACUGUUGAGAUGUACACUUGUAAAUAGUGCCGUCUCUUUUACUCCUAAUCUUGAUGUAUCUACUAUUUCAGGUUCACUGACUAUCAUAACUCUUAGAAGUUUAAUUGUAAAGAGGCUAUUAUC